This is a messenger RNA of Rhopilema esculentum, 1257 nucleotides long. RefSeq lists its product as uncharacterized. Gene Ontology annotation, molecular function: nucleic acid binding. Lineage: Eukaryota; Metazoa; Cnidaria; Scyphozoa; Rhizostomeae; Rhizostomatidae. The record is from RefSeq and is a predicted model, not a curated record. Gene Ontology annotation, biological process: DNA integration.
AUGGAUUCUCACAUAAGCACAGGCCACGGGGGAGUCAGCAUGACAAUGUCAAGUGUACGAGAGAGGUUUUGGGUAUCAAGGUUGAGAAAGCUUGUAAAGAAAUUGAGAUUUAAGUGUGCAGGAUGCAAGAGAUUUCAUGCAAGAGCAUUCAACAGUCCACCACCUGGGAUUCUACCAGAGGACAGAACUGGGGGGAGUAGGCCAUUUGAGGUGAUCGGCGUUGACUACGCAGGGCCAAUCCGAUACAGGUGUGGGAAAGCGAUAGAGAAGAAAGCAUAUGUUCUUUUGUUUGCCUGCAGCCUCACUCGAGCUGUAUACAUUGAGGUUGUCACUGACAUGACAGUAGAGCAGUUCAUUCCAUGCCCGAAAGGGUUGAUUGCAAGACGCGGUAGACCUUCCAACAUAUAUUCAGACAAUGCUAAGACGUUUAUUUCAGGCGCUGAGAAGCAAAAAGCCAUGCUGAAGAGUGAGAGAUUCAACGAUUAUCUGGCGAGGAACGACAUCAAAUGGACAUUCAACUUAAGCAAGGCUCCGUGGUGGGGCGGCCAGUUUGAAAGAAUAAUCGGACUUGUAAAACAGUCUCUUUACAAGGUCAUCAGAAAAGCAAACCUAAAGUUUCCAGAGCUCAAAGAAGUUAUGCUCGACGUAGAGACAAUCCUGAACUAUCGGCCAUUAUGUUACGUGGAGGACGAUAUCCAAAUGCCAGAGCUUACACCCAAUGUCAUGAUGCUAGGAAGUAAUAACGUUCUACUACAAGAGGAUAUUGAGGCGAUCAAGGAUGGAGAUUUAAGAAAACGAGCUAAAUAUCUUGAGCGAUGCAAAGAAAACAUAUGGAAGCGGUGUUCCAAUGAGUAUGUCAAAGCUCUAAGAGAGAAGCAUAAUCUAGUGCAUCAUGGGACAGAAAACCAGAUAUCAGUGGGAGAUGUUGUUCUCAUCAAGGGUGAAGCGAAGAAUAGAGGCGGAUGGGCAAUUGGAGUAGUUGAGAGUCCUAUAAAGGGAAAAGAUAACAUUGUCAGAGCAGCUAGGCUAAGAUCAAAGAAAACAAGAAUAGAGAGGGCAGUGCAAAUGUUAUACCCUCUGGAGCUAGCAUGUGAUGAGGAACACAAGAAGACCGAGGCAAGAGUGAACGAUAAAGAGAACGCACAACUUAAUGCACAAGCGAAGGAGUUCAGACCAAAGAGGAAAGCAGCUACAAUUGCGGUAGAGACAAUUAGAGAGACAUUUCGUGAUGAAGAGAGAGAACUUGCUGAUGAUUAA